Molecule: messenger RNA, 972 nt
Organism: Symbiodinium necroappetens
Lineage: Eukaryota; Dinophyceae; Suessiales; Symbiodiniaceae
Source: the annotation of a GenBank genome assembly
GAGUUGAAGGACAAGUUCGAGCCGCGGGAGGAGGCCAAACGGUUGUCCAUGGCAGAUCGGGUGGAUCGUCUUGACCGUCUUCGCAAAUCCUUGCCGGGCAUGACCAUCGAUACCUGGUUGGAGCCAUCCCAUGCCCUGGUCGACAAAGCAGUUUCGUUUGCGGAAGAACAGUGCCUGGGCCCUUUGGAGCUGUCCAAGUGUACUUCUCGUGAGGCGGAGAUGCGCUCGGAAAAGCGUGACCCUGUUACAUUCAAGCUUGAGCAGCUGAACAUCAAGGUUACCAAGAACCAUGCAGCGGUCACGGCGGACACCAGCACAGACUUGCAUGUGCGGACGUGCAUGCAGCGCCGUGCCCUUGCUUUUCACAUGGCCGGCAUCGCGACUUUCACAGUCUUGGACAAGGUCAUCUCGCGCUUCUUCGGCCAUAUGAUGCGACCAGUGUACCCGGGGCAGCAUCCCGUUGCCCUGCGGCAGGUGGUGGAUGCCGACAAAACAUUAUGGGUCUUGGUGUCUCAGGAAACAAGGGGCAAAGCGCUGACUUCCGGCAGCCCGCUGCCGAUUGAUGCAGCGGUGGAUUCACUCAAGGAUGCUCCUGAGGUUUCCUUCGCCUUGAUGCCGCGAGCUCAUGGCUCUGGCCACGUCCCGCCGCCCCCCAAGUUGACGGCUGAUACGGAGGCCCCGGAUGCACUUACUCGUGCCAAGCGUCGGCGCCUGGCAAAGGCGGCAAAGAUGAAGGCGGCCAAGGAUGCGGCCAAGGAUGCGGCCGCCUCAUCUACGGCCACUGGCGGCAAGGGCGCAGGCAAGGGCAUUGACAUUCCGCCUGGCGCUAAGACCAGGGAUGAACAGGGCCGACCGAUUUGCUUCCGUUACAACCGCAAGGCCUGUGAUCAGUCGAAGGAGAAGUGCUCGCGUGGCUACCACGUUUGCUGGUUCUGCUUGAAGCCCCAUGCGGGUGCAGACCAUAAGGAGUGA